Molecule: messenger RNA, 1065 nt
Organism: Aspergillus homomorphus CBS 101889
Lineage: Eukaryota; Fungi; Ascomycota; Eurotiomycetes; Eurotiales; Aspergillaceae
Product: zinc-binding alcohol dehydrogenase family protein
Exons: 1
Coding region: 1-1065 (354 amino acids)
Molecular function (GO): oxidoreductase activity, acting on NAD(P)H
Source: RefSeq, a predicted model, not a curated record
AUGCCGCUUGCCAUAACGCUCACCUCCCCACACACCGCAGCUUUAACACACAUCCCGCCGCCUCAACUCCGCCCCGGCACCAUCCUCGUGCGCCCUAAAGCCGUAGCACUCAACCCGACGGACAUCAAAAAGAUCUCCAGCGCAGCCUCCCCGCUGCACCUCCCUCUGGGCUGCGAUUACGCGGGCACUGUCCUCUCCAUCGAUCCAUCCACCUCCACCACCACCGACCCUCCAUUCCAACCAGGCGACCGCGUCUUCGGCUUCAUCUCGGGCUGCAACCCAGCGCACCCGUCCGACGGGGCCUUCUCAACGGCAACGCCCGCCAUAACCGCCCUCCAACUCCCAAUCCCCGACCAUCUCUCCUACACCGAAGCCGCAACCCUGGGCAUCGCCCUAACAACCAUCGGCCAAUCGCUCUACCAAACCCUCAACCUUGCUGCCCCCGAAACCCCGCUGUCAACCCCGUCCCCGAUCCUCAUCUAUGGCGGCUCCACAGCAAUGGGCACCAUGGCCAUCCAAUUCGCCAAACUCUCCGGCUACAAAGUGUUCACCGUGUGCUCGCCGCAUAACUUCCCCCUCGUGCGCUCCUACGGCGCAGACGAGGUCUUCGACUACCGGGACCCGGGCGCCGCGAUGCGCAUCAAUGAGUUGACGGGCGAUCGAUUGGAGCUGGUGAUGGAUACGGUUGGCGGGACUGCGGCGGUGGAGUUCUGCGGGACUGCGAUGUCGAGUUUGGGAGGUGAGUUCGCGACUCUGUUGGAGGAUACGGUCGUUCCCAGGGAGAAUGUACGGAGUCGCGUGACCGUCGCGUAUACGGCUAUGGGCGAGGAGGUGGUGCUGGGUGGUCAUAGGAUUCCGGCCAGAAGAGAGGAUUAUGAGUUUGCGGUGGGUUGGUUGCGCAGGGUUUGGCCGUUUGUGAGGGAUGGCAGGGUUAAAUCCCAUCCGGUGAAGGUUGGGGCCGGGGGUCUGCGUGGGUUGGUGGAGAAGGGCUUUGAGGAGAUGAGGGAGGGGAGGGUUAGUGGGGUGAAGUUGGUUUUUGAGGUUGAGGAUCAUGAGGAUGAGUAG